This is a messenger RNA of Musa acuminata AAA Group (dessert banana), 1095 nucleotides long. RefSeq names its product LEAF RUST 10 DISEASE-RESISTANCE LOCUS RECEPTOR-LIKE PROTEIN KINASE-like 1.2. NCBI's taxonomy places the organism in Eukaryota, Viridiplantae, Streptophyta, Magnoliopsida, Zingiberales, Musaceae. Gene Ontology annotation, molecular function: polysaccharide binding. The transcript has 2 exons. Bases 1 to 1095 code for a protein of 364 amino acids. The record is from RefSeq and is a predicted model, not a curated record.
AUGAUAAAGCUUGUUGGUCUACUUCUGUACCUGAUAAAACCAGCCACGGCAGGGUGUGAAGCCAUGAGUUGUGGCCGCGUCACAAACAUUAGCCAUCCCUUCUGGCUCCGUGACCCACGGCAACCUCCCUGUGGUGGACUUUCUUCGUUUGAGCUCUCCUGCGAGGAUGGUCUUCCCAUUCUGGUGAGUUCUUACAACAGUUCCUACUACCGUCACGACAUCUUCUACGGGAACAAAUCCUUUUGGGUUAGGAACAAAAAUUUCAACGAUGAAGGCUGCGCUAUUCCCAAUUACGACAUACGGGUGGACCUCCCCGGUUUCUUCAGAGUUAGCGCGGUGAACACAGAGCUCCGCAUCUUCUACAAUUGCUGGGCGCCGCCGCCCAUUUAUACCACAAGAAUAGACUGUGCUCCUAACGCCACCUUUGCGCUUGUCGGUGGACGCUAUGGUGACAACUCGACGUCACCGCCGUCACCACCGAACCGAUGCAACACGUCAAGGGCACCGGUUUUGUUGCGAGACGGAGGAAGAGAAAGGAGUAGCACAGAAGACAUCGAGCGUCUCUUGAAGAAUGGAUUUCUGGUGGUGUGGGGAGAAGCCGAUGCUUGCUGGGAAUGCAGACUUAGCAACGGACGGUGCAGUCAUGACGAUACAUCGGCGUCAUUCGUGUGUAUCUGCCCGGACGGACGGCACAGUCCCAGGAAUUGCAGAAAGGGCCAUUUCGCAAAGAGUAUUGCAAUAGGUAAGAAACUCUCAUGGGUUUUCAUCCUUCUUUCGCCAUGCAUUCACGCAUCGUUUGCCCUCCUCCACGUUCCAGGUUCGAUGGCAGGAGUCGUGGGUCUCCUGCUGGCCUUCGCUGCAAUAUUCAUCUACGUGCGGAAAAGGCCCAACCCCUGGCUCAGAUCAAGAAACACACGCGAGGGACACGGACAUGAUUUCCUGGAGAAGUACGAAUCCCUGGUCCCCCAGGGAUACAAGUAUCGGUAUCUAAAGAAGAUAACCAAAUCCUUUGGUGAGAAGCUCGUGCAAGGUGGAUUCGGAAGCGUGUUCAAAGGUAACUUGAAGACAGUCGUCUGGUUGCUGUCAAGAUCUUGA